Messenger RNA from Kazachstania africana CBS 2517, 1551 nucleotides. RefSeq lists its product as uncharacterized. Lineage: Eukaryota; Fungi; Ascomycota; Saccharomycetes; Saccharomycetales; Saccharomycetaceae. The coding region runs from base 1 to 1551 and encodes 516 amino acids. The transcript has a single exon. Gene Ontology annotation, cellular component: plasma membrane; fungal-type vacuole membrane. Gene Ontology annotation, biological process: cytosine transport; transmembrane transport. The record is from RefSeq and is a predicted model, not a curated record. Gene Ontology annotation, molecular function: nucleobase transmembrane transporter activity.
AUGCCAGAAAGUGAAAUUCAAGAUUUAGAAAAAAUUGUUGGUAAUAAGCAUUUAGAUGGGACUGUAUCGAAAACAGAGUUUUCGUCAAAAUCAGAGUCCAUAGCCACCGAGGAAAGUUCUCUCUUUUUACAUACAUGGAUAUCAAAUUUAAAUGCAGAAACGCAUGGUAUUGACCCAGUUACAGAUGAUUUGAAGACAGACACUUCCGUCUUACACCCUGCAAAUAUGUGGUUUUCUGCUAAUCUGGUUCUUUCAUGCCUUACCACAGGUGCCUUAGGGCCACCAGUUUAUGGUUUAAAUUUUGGCGCCUCUGCUCUAACGAUUAUUUUCUUCAAUAUGAUCGGUGUGCUUCCAGUCGCCUACUUUUCAAUAUUCGGUGCGAAAUUGGGCCUGAGACAGAUGGUUCUAUCAAGAUAUUUCAUGGGUUAUUGGACAGGCAGGUUUUUCUCACUAGUUAAUGUCAUUUCCUGUGUGGGUUGGUGUGUAUUAAACACAAUUUGUUCCGCUCAAGUGUUAAAUAUGGUUAACCAAAAUGGUCAUCAGUGUCCACUAUGGGCUGGAUGUCUUAUUAUUCUAGGUGGCACUGUAUUGGUCACUUUCUUUGGUUACAAGGUGAUCCAUAAUUAUGAAAGAUGGUCAUGGAUACCAAAUUUUGCAAUUUUUCUUAUAUUAAUUGCUCGUAUGAAAAUGUCCGGUAACUUUACGAAUGGUGAUUGGACGUCGGGUCCUACCACUGCAGGUAAUGUAUUAUCAUUUGGUUGUGCAGUAUACGGCUAUGCAGCUGCAUGGGCUACGUAUGCAGCGGAUUACACUGUCUAUAUGCCAAGAAAUACGAGCAAGAUGAAAAUUUUUAUCUUUUUAUACAUGGGUCUGUUCAUUGCAUUAGUAUUCUCCAUGAUGCUUGGCGCAGCCUUGGCCAUGGGUACAUAUACUGAUAGUAUAUGGUCAGAAUAUUAUAAUAACAAUGGUAUUGGCGGGCUGAUCUACUGUGUCUUAGUGAGAAAAUCUUUACAUGGGUUUGGUGAAUUUUGUUGUGUGGUAUUUGCAUUAUCUACAAUCGCUAAUAAUUGUCCUAAUAUGUAUACCAUUGCCUUAUCAGUACAAGCCACAUGGGAGCCACUAGCGAAGUUACCAAGAGCAUUCUGGACCGUGGCAGGGAACUGUGCGGCAUUAGCCAUUGCAAUUCCUGCAUGCUAUUACUACGAAUCUUUCCUGGAAUAUUUUAUGAAUACAGUUGCUUAUUAUAGCGCCAUUUACAUUUCGUUAGGAUUAGCGGAACAUUUCAUCUUCAGACGUAAUGAUUUCAGAAACUAUAACAUUGAAGACUGGAAUAAUCCAUCCAAAUUACCCUUAGGAAUAGCCAGUGCGAUUGCAUUAUUUGUCGGUGCCUUUGGUGUAGCUCUAGGUAUGAAUGAAACGUUCUGGACUGGUGAGAUAGGCCGUUUAAUUGGUGAAAACGGUGGAGACAUUGGUUUAGAGUUAGGCGGCAGUUGGGCAUUUAUAGUAUAUGUGGCUGUUAGACCAUUAGAGUUGAAAUACGUCGGUCGCUAA